This is a messenger RNA of Quercus lobata, 915 nucleotides long. RefSeq names its product sterol 3-beta-glucosyltransferase UGT80B1-like. The coding region runs from base 1 to 915 and encodes 304 amino acids. The transcript is spliced from 9 exons. The record is from RefSeq and is a predicted model, not a curated record. Lineage: Eukaryota; Viridiplantae; Streptophyta; Magnoliopsida; Fagales; Fagaceae.
AUGGAAGAAUCUCAUAUUCUUUUCAUACAAUUGAAUGCUCUUGCACCUUCAUCAUUUGAGCGCCACUUUAAAAAAGAACUUCCUCUUUUGUAUAGAUAUUUUCAGGAAGCUACAACUAACAAGGUCUGUUGGAAAGACGUGAUUCAUUGGAUGUGGCCUCUUUUCACUGAUAGUUGGGGAUCUUGGAGAUGUGAUGAUUUGAAUCUGAGUCCUUGCCCUUUUACGGAUCCAGUAACAGGUCUUCCCACAUGGCAUGAUAUGCCUUCAUCUCCCCUAUUAUUGUAUGGAUUUAGCAAAGAAGUUGUUGAAUGCCCUGGUUAUUGGCCUUCAAAUGUCCAGGUUUGUGGCUUCUGGUUUCUGCCUAUGGAGUGGCAGUUUUCUUGUAAGGAGUGCAGUGAAAUCUCAGCGCUUGUUUCUUCAGGGAAUCUGCAGAGAAAAGAUGAACUAUGUUCAGCUCAUAUUGAUUUACACACUUUUCUGAAGACUGUGUCAACGCCACCAAUUUUUGUUGGGCUGAGCUCUGUUGGAAGCAUGGGCUUUCUAAAAAAUCCCCAAGCAUUUCUUCAUGUACUUCAAACUGUUAUAGAGAUCACAAGUUAUAGAUUUAUCCUCUUCACAGCUGGCUUUGAAGCUUUAGAUGCAGCUGUCCGUAUGAUUGCUGCAGAAGCAUCAUCGUGUUCAAGUCAAACACAGCUCAGUGAAGAUUGCAUCUCUCUCUUUAACAGUCGGCUCUUUUGCUUCACUGGUUCCGUGCCAUACAAGUGGCUGUUUCCAAAAUGUUUGGUUGCAAUUCAUCAUGGGGGCAGUGGAACUACUGCUGCUGCAUUACAUGCAGGAAUCCCACAGGUUAGAUGUAAAUCUAAACACUUUGCUGUUUUGUUGUCACUAUUGUUAAUGUUUGUUCACAUGAUUUAG